UCCUGAUUGCAAUCUCCUCUGCGGCUUGUCAUCGGACGUUAAGCACCAGGAAGGUACCGAAGCAAGCAAUUUGCCAUGGGUAAGGUUCACGGAUCUCUGGCUCGUGCUGGGAAGGUGAGAGGUCAAACUCCGAAAGUAGCGAAGCAGGACAAGAAGAAGAAACCCCGUGGGCGUGCACACAAGCGGAUGCAAUACAAUCGCAGAUUCGUCACUGCUGUGGUUGGCUUUGGAAAGAAGAGAGGACCCAACUCCUCUGAGAAGUAAGCAAACGGCGAAAUCAUGAGGAGAUUUUCCGCUCGAGAGGCAUGGUUUUGUGAUUUAUUAAGCUUUUUCCUCCUAUUUCUCAUAGAUGUUUUAGUUUAUUGAAGAUUUUGACCGUGUUAAAGAUACUUAUUUCGACAAUAUAUUAAGAGUAAAUGUGACCUGGACCUGAAUUUUUGCUAGUCAA
Molecule: messenger RNA, 448 nt
Organism: Cucurbita maxima (winter squash)
Lineage: Eukaryota; Viridiplantae; Streptophyta; Magnoliopsida; Cucurbitales; Cucurbitaceae
Product: 40S ribosomal protein S30
Exons: 3
Coding region: 76-264 (62 amino acids)
Biological process (GO): translation
Cellular component (GO): cytosolic small ribosomal subunit; ribosome
Molecular function (GO): structural constituent of ribosome
Source: RefSeq, a predicted model, not a curated record